AUCUUAAAUACCUAUUUUAAUUUAAAAGUUUUACGAAUACUUUCUUUGCCACAAUGAAGUUUGCACUCGUAUACCUAAUGGCGGCAGUAUCUGCUGCCAUUUUGGGUAUUGAUUUUGGUCAACAGUUCACCAAGGCUGUACUUCUUGCACCUGGUGUUCAAUUUGAACUUGUCUUGACUGACGAAGGGAAGCGUAAAGAUCUUUCUGGACUUUCAGUACGCCCACACCCUGAUGCAAAGGGAGAACUCGAAAGAGUGUAUGGAUCUGCCACUGGAUCCCUUUGCACCAGAUUUCCACAAUCUUGUAUUUUGAAUACCAAGGCACUUAUUGGGAAGUCAAUUGAUGAUCCAGCAGUAGCUAGUCAUCUUCACCUGAACUUUGUUAAACUUUUACCUGAUGAGCUGCGCUCAAAUGCCAUUAAAGUUGAUGUUGGCAUUGAUGGUGAGAAUUUCACCGUAGAAGAAGUCAUUGCUAUGGCACUUGGUGACAUUAAACAAAGAGCCCUUAAUGAUCUUGAAGAUAACCCACGUGCAAAGGCAAUUGUCGAUGAUGUUGCCAUUUCAAUUCCUCCAUUUGCCACCCAACAAACUAGACAAGCAUAUCUUGACUCAUUGAAACUUGCCAAUUUCUCAAAUAUUUUGGGUCUUGUUGAUGAAGGUACUGCCGUAGCACUUAACUAUGUUUCCAAUAAAAAGUUUACUGAUGAAGAUUACUCUGAAACCAAGGAGUACCACCUUGCUUAUGACAUGGGUGCAGGUUCAACCAAGGCAACUCUUUUCUCUUAUACUCCAUUUGCCAAUGGAACUAUCAAUUUAGAAAUUGAAGCAAUUGGAUAUGAUGAAUCAUUUGGGGGUCAACUUUUCACAAAGUCCAUCUAUACUAUAAUUUUAGAAAAAUUCCUUCUUAAGUUUGGAUUACCUGUUGAUACUGAACUUCCAGCUAAAGUUAGAGCUCGUUUAUUCGAAGUUGCAGAAAAGGCUAAGAUUGUCCUUUCUGUGAAUGCUGAUUAUCAUGUUCUGCUUGAAUCCAUUUAUAAUGAAAAGGAUUUCAAGACCACAGUAUCAAGAGAAGAAUUUGAAGAAUUCAAUUCUGAUCUUUUGAAGAGAAUUACCACUCCAAUUUUUGACGCAGUUGAAGGUCAUGUUUUAGUUUCAGACCUUAAAUCUAUCGUUUUAUCUGGUGGAUCCACUAGAGUUCCAUUUGUUCAAAAGCAUUUAAUUACCUUAGUUGGAGAAGAAAAGAUUUCUAAAAAUGUUAAUGCUGAUGAAAGUUGUGCCUUGGGUACUACAGCAAGAGGAUUUAAAUGGAAGACUCAUUUAGAGAAGGCCAAGGAUAUUAAAGUAAUUGAUAAAUCUUUCCAUAACUUUGAAAUUAACGUUAAUGGAGUUGAAUCAUUAGUUUUCCCCGUUGGUGCCACUAUUGGCAACUCAACCAAGAUCAAUUUAAGCAAUUUAUCCAAUUCUAAGGCCACUAAGGACUAUUCUAUUAGCUUACUUGAAGAUGGCAAAUUACUUAGUACAUUUAACAUUGAUGGGUUAACUAAAAAAGCAGAAAAGUUGAAGUGUAAAAAAGAUGAAACUCAACAACUUUAUGGGACUUUCAGCUUGAAUCAUAACAAAAUUUUCAGCUUAAAUAGUUUAGAACUUGGAUGUUUGGCUGCUCCAAAGAAAGGAGGUUUAUUUAAAAACUUGUUGAAGAAGGAAGUUGAAGAAGUUGAGGAAGUUGAAGAAGUUAUCGCCGAGGAAGAAGAAGAAGCCGACAACGACACAGUUUCUGGAGCUGAUAACAAUGGAACCAAUAAGACUUCUAAUAAAGCCAAGCCAAAGACGUCAACCAUCUUAAGAUCCAAGUCAGUUAAUGUUAUUGUUCCAAAGCCUGAGUAUGCUCAUGUGAAACCAUUAUCCAAUACUGUUAGAGAUAGAAUUGGUAAGAAGUUAGCGUUGUGGAAUAACUUAGAUGAAGCUCGUUUUGAAUUGGAUCAAAUUAAGAAUCUUUUAGAAGGUCAAUUGUAUGAAUUACGUUCUUUCAUUGAUGACAAUGAAGAAACUUUUGAAUCUGAAAUUUCUGAUGUUUCCAGUUAUACUUCCUUUGUAUCUGAGCUUGUUGAAUGGCUUGAAUUUGACAGUGAUGGAUCUUCCAUUGAAGAUAUCCGUAGCAAGAUUAAGGAUGUCAACACGAAAAAGAAGGAAUUGGAUAGAGUGUUAGAAAUGAAAAACACUGAUUUAUCAUUCGAUGGAAUGAAGAAAAUCUACGAAGAAGGUUCUAACAUGGUUAUGGCAAUCCAAGGAUUCUUGAUCGAAUACGGUGAAGCCAUUCGUGAACUCAGAGAAAAGUUUGAAAAUGAAGGAUUUGAUUUUGAUAAAGAAAAUGAUAAAAUCAAGUAUCAACUUUUAUCAAAGAGUGGCGGAAAGGAUAAGAUGUUAAGUUUGGAUAAGAACCUUGCUGAUUAUAAAAACCUUUUAACUGAAGUUGGUGAAAUUGUUGGCAUGAAGGUGAAGCAAUUCAACAAAUUAACUAAGGAGGAACUUUUCGAAGUUUAUGAUAAGAUUUCUCUGAGUGUUGUUGACAUGUUAAGCGAUAUUCAAGAUGUGGAAUUAAACCAUAAGCAAAGAAUUGCGUCAUUUGAAAGCAAAUUCAAGUUGUUGAAGGACAGAAAGACAAAGAAGGAACUUAGAGAUAAGUUGAAAGAGGAACAAGCCAAGGCUAAAAAGGAGGAGACUGCGGAAGAAGAAGAAGAAGUAGAUCGUGAAGGUGAGUUGGAGGACGAUGAAGAGGAAUUAAAUGCUGGAACAGGAUCAACCACUCAAACUUCAUCUUCAACUUUCACAAUCGAGGAUGCCUCCGAGACCGAAGUGAACCACGAUGAGUUGUAAUACCAAUAGAGUGUGUGCCAUAGACAUCUAUA
This is a messenger RNA of [Candida] anglica, 2905 nucleotides long. Lineage: Eukaryota; Fungi; Ascomycota; Pichiomycetes; Serinales; Debaryomycetaceae. The record is from the annotation of a GenBank genome assembly.